This is a messenger RNA of Notothenia coriiceps (black rockcod), 607 nucleotides long. Its product is annotated as putative nuclease HARBI1. The coding region runs from base 142 to 606 and encodes 154 amino acids. NCBI's taxonomy places the organism in Eukaryota, Metazoa, Chordata, Actinopteri, Perciformes, Nototheniidae. The record is from RefSeq and is a predicted model, not a curated record. The transcript is spliced from 2 exons.
GCGCCAUCAAAAGAUGAGGACGUGUUCGUCAAUAGAAAGAAAGUACAUUCCAUCAACACGCAGAUUGUUUUUGAUGCAACUUUUAACAUUCUUGAUGUUGUUGCAAAGUGGCCUGGAUCUACCCAUGAUUCGCGUAUUUUAAUGGAGAGCGGUCUUUGGCAGCUUUUUGAGAGGCACCAUGUACCAGUUGGGUGUCACUUGCUGGGUGACAGUGGCUAUCCCUGCAAGACGUGGCUCUUGACACCCUAUCUCAAUCUACAACCGGGAGCACAGUUAAAGUAUAACAUAGCACACAAAAAUACACGAAAUGUUGUGGAGAGAGGAAUUGGGCAGAUGAAACGUCGUUUUCAUGUCCUGCAUGGCGAAAUACGCCUCAGCCCAGAGAGGGCAAGUACAGUCAUCACUGUAUGUGCCAUUCUCCACAACCUCUGCAAGCGGAGGAACAUUCCACAGCCAGAUGACGAUGAUGAUGAUGAUGAUGAUGAUGAUGCAGAUUACAAUGACCACGAUGAUGAUGAUGGCGAUGAACAUGAUAAUGAAUUUGGCCGUGUGGAGCAGAGUGGACUGGCAUUUAGGGAUCACUUUGUGAAUACACAUUUUAGGUAAA